Molecule: messenger RNA, 645 nt
Organism: Linnemannia hyalina
Lineage: Eukaryota; Fungi; Mortierellomycota; Mortierellomycetes; Mortierellales; Mortierellaceae
Source: the annotation of a GenBank genome assembly
AUGACAAGAACAAUCGCUUCUGCAAAACUCGACAUCGCACCUUCAAGCAUCUAUUACAUCCCUGACUUCAUCACCCCUGCCGAGGAACAGACUCUCAUCGACAAGGUCCUUACGGCACCCAAGCCCAAAUGGGUUCACCUCAAGAACAGAAGAUUUCGCGAGGCUGGGGUCUUUGAAGGCAUGGAUGCAACCCAUCAGGACCCAAACCAUUGUCUCGUGAACGAGUACCUCGCCGGUCAAGGCAUCAUGCCUCACAAAGACGGUCCCGCCUAUCUCCCAACAGUGUCUACUGUAACGCUUUCAUCUCAUUGCGUCCUCGAGUUCUACAAAUACCCCGAGGACAAGGAACAGGAGGAACGUGAUUCUACCACGGAGGAGGCCCGAACACAGGAGCCCGAGUUUUCGUUGUUGGUUCAACCGCGGUCUUUGCUCGUGCUCAAGGAGGACGUCUACAAGAAGUACAUGCAUGGCAUCCGGGAGAUCACCGAGGACGACCUGCGCACGGGCAACAUCUUGAACCUGCCUGAAGCCAUGCCACAGGGUAUUGAGGAGACGCCAGUGCUGGAGCGAGGAACCAGAAUAUCACUCACAUUCAGGAUUGUGCAAAAGACCCUCUCAGCCAAAAAGUUGUUCCUCCGACGAUAG